Messenger RNA from Medicago truncatula (barrel medic), 1634 nucleotides. RefSeq names its product gibberellin 20 oxidase 2. The record is from RefSeq and is a predicted model, not a curated record. The coding region runs from base 203 to 1321 and encodes 372 amino acids. The transcript has 3 exons. NCBI's taxonomy places the organism in Eukaryota, Viridiplantae, Streptophyta, Magnoliopsida, Fabales, Fabaceae.
CCGACUUCCCCAAUGAACUCUCUUGGCCUUUCUACACACUUCAUUUCACCACCUUUAUUAUUAAUUAACAUCUUCCUUUGUCUUAUUUCUCAUUCACUCACACAUCUUUAAUUUAUUUUCUCUCAUAUUUCACUUCACACUCUCCUUAUCUCCUACUACAUAAAUUGCAUUCCACAAAAUAUUUACCACCAUCAACACAAACAUGCAUAUCCUUAACCCUUCAAUGCUAUUUGCACCCCCAAAUACCAAAGAAAAACAAUGUCAUGAUACAUCUUUUCUACCAUGUCAAGUUACUAACAUACCCUCAGAGUUCAUAUGGCCUGAGCAUGAAAAACCAUGUCUUACACCACCAAAACUUCAAGUUCCACCAAUUGACUUAAAAGCCUUUCUCUCUGGUGAUCCAAAAGCUAUUUCAAAUGCUUGUUCACAGGUGAAUGAUGCAUGCAAGAAGCAUGGUUUUUUCCUUGUUGUUAACCAUGGAGUUGAUAAAAAACUAUUAGCUCAAGCUCAUAAGCUUGUAGAUGAUUUCUUCUGCAUGCAACUCUGUGAGAAACAAAAAGCUCAAAGGAAGGUUGGAGAACAUUGUGGUUAUGCUAAUAGUUUCAUUGGAAGAUUUUCUUCCAAACUUCCUUGGAAGGAAACACUUUCUUUUCGUUACUCAGAUGAUAAGUCAUGCAGAACUGUGGAGGACUAUUUUGUAAAUGUCAUGGGAGAAGAUUUCAGGCAAUUUGGGAGUGUAUACCAAGACUAUUGUGAAGCUAUGAGCAAUCUCUCUCUUGGAAUCAUGGAACUUCUUGGGAUGAGUCUAGGAGUUGACAAAGAAUAUUUUAGACAUUUUUUUGAAGCAAAUGACUCAGUAAUGAGAUUGAACUACUAUCCACCAUGCAAAAAUCCUGAUUUAGCUUUAGGAACUGGACCCCAUUGUGACCCUACUUCCUUAACCAUUCUCCACCAAGAUCAAGUUGAGGGUCUUCAAGUGCUUGUUGAUGGAAUAUGGCACUCAAUUGUUCCGAAAGAAGAUGCCUUUGUGGUCAACAUUGGUGACACAUUUAUGGCGCUAUCAAAUGGGAUAUUCAAGAGUUGUUUACAUAGAGCAGUUGUAAAUGACACAAUAGUGAGAAAAUCACUAGCAUUUUUUCUAUGUCCAAAUGAAGAAAAAAUUGUCACUCCUCCAAAGGAACUAAUUAACAAGGAGAAUCCAAUGAUAUAUCCAAACUUUACAUGGCCAAGUUUACUUGAAUUUACUCAAAAACAUUACAGGGCUGAUGAAAGAACCCUAGAUGCUUUUUCAAGGUGGCUACAAGAGAAACAACUCAACUAAUUAGAGGUGCCCCCACUUUUGUCAUAUUGCAAAAAACUUUUAAAUUUUAAACUUGAUUUUUUUUAACUUAAGGAAGAUGACAUCACAUAAAGUGAAAAGAGGGUGUGCUUUUGAAUGGGGGAAGAAGAUAAUAGAAAACACCAAAGAAUAGGGCCAACUCUGAAAUUAGUGUUUAAGUGUUGUUAGUGUUGGAAUAAUACUAAUUAUGCAAAUGGAGGAAAUGAAACGAUAUAUAUAUUCCUCUAGGAAUAAAUAAUGCUUGAUGUGUAAUCAUGUUUUUUUGUCACUAAUAAAGCAUUUUUAGUUGUCCUCA